AUGACACGUACUAAUCCUAAUAUUGAACAUUCUCCAUCACGUACAUCGUCAUCAUCAUCAUCGGCAAUCGCACAGUCAUCAUCCACUGAGCCUAAAGAUAUCAUAAAUCAAAAUGAAUUAACAAUUCAAAAUCUUUUACUUGAACUACAAGAUAAUCUUAAAGAAACAAAAGAAUGCUAUAAUGUCAGUCGUGAUGCAUGGAUUUCCAUUGAAGGGCAACAAAAAUCUGAUGAGAAUACAAAAUCACAAUUAUUAAAAACUACUAUAACGCAAACAUUGACUAACGUGGAAAAUGAAAUUGAUACGUACAAAAAAGCUUUAUCGAAGAUAAAUCAAAUUCGUCAAUUACAAAUUGAUAUAUUCAAUGUUACUAAAAAUCAUAUCGACAUCAAUCGUACUCAUAUGACACGACGAGGUCUAGCUGAUCUUCUUUCACAUAUGGCUUAUGUUUUAAAAGUUUGGUAUGGGAAUGAGCACGUGGGAAACGGUUCAAAUAAAGGUAAUAGCCCACCGCCACUAUGCGGUGCUAUACCAUCUGCAUCAAACCAUGUAUGUAAUAUCGGUGACCUUAUAGCUGGCUAUGUUGAAGGUGAUGAUGGCGAUGACAAUUGGAUUUUAGCUGAAGUUGCCUAUGUUCAUCCAAAUAAAAUAAAAUAUGAUUUUGUUGAUAUUGAUGCUGAACCAGGCAAAGGACGGUAUUAUAAUAUACAUAAACGACAUGUUAUACCGCUGCCACAAUGGCGUGCUUGUCCAUUGACAUGUCCUCAAGCAUUGUUUUCACGGCGUACGAUUGUUCUUGCGCUGUAUCCUCAAACGUCAUGUUUCUAUAAAGGUAUUGUUGAGACUAUACCGAAAAUAGGAAAAGAUUCCUAUAGCAUCAUAUUUGAAGAUUCAUCUUAUAAUAGUGGUUAUUCACCAGAAUUCGAUGUGCCACAAAUGUUUGUUGUUGCUUAUAAAGAUGUAAAAAAAUAG
Rotaria socialis is the source of this 972-nucleotide messenger RNA. Lineage: Eukaryota; Metazoa; Rotifera; Eurotatoria; Philodinida; Philodinidae. The record is from the annotation of a GenBank genome assembly.